AUGAAAUUUAUUUUUUUUAUUGUUUUUAUACCGACAAUUUUAUCAUUGUCAUAUAAUGAUGUUACAAUUGAUUCUGAUGAUGCUUGUUGGUCAAAUGAGAAUAAUAGUACAAUAGAAAAAAAAUAUGCUAUUCUAGUACACUUUUCAUCUCAAAUUGCUUAUGGAAAAGAUAAUUGUUCCGUACAUAUAACCAAUCCUUGGUUACGAAAUAUGCAAAAUGGAUUUGGUUUAUUUCUACCACGGCAAAUGGAUUGUUCAUCAACUCUUAUAGUUGAUUGUCUUCCUGAUGCUACUUUAAUUAAUCAAACAAAACCAUUACCAGUACAAUUUACAUGUCAUACAAGUGCAAAUAAAAUUACAAUGCCUUGUAGUUCAAUUAGUUUAACAUUUAAAAGAAAUCUAAAAAUGUCAGAAAUAAAAAAGACAACACUUGUACAAGUUGUUGCAUUAGCUAAAAAACCUUGUCUUGAUGAUGAUAUUUUUUUUCAAUGUCCUAAAGAUUAUCCUAAUUCAUGUAUUGAUAAAACAUUGAAAUGUAAUGGACGAUCUGAAUGUCCAAGUGGAGAUGAUGAACAUAAUUGUCAUGUUACAUCUGACAAUGGUUUUUCAAUAAUUGCAUUUUGUCUAAUAAUAUUGGCAGUUUUGUUUCUUAUUUGUGUUUUAUCAACAGUUUGUAUAUGCUGUUGUUGUCGAGCAGCAUUUAAUCGAAUAAUUCGACGUUUUCGUUCUAGUCAAGGAAAUAAAUCUAGUCAAAAAGACAUUACUAGAACAACUGGUGAAGAUGCUGUUUUAAUGAAAGAACUUACAGCAUCGACAGCUGCUGUAGAAGUUUCAUCUCAACAACGUAUUGAACCUGCACCAUUAAUCAUUGAUUCAACUAAACCAAUUUAUCCUCGUUUGGAAUAA
Molecule: messenger RNA, 906 nt
Organism: Rotaria sp. Silwood1
Lineage: Eukaryota; Metazoa; Rotifera; Eurotatoria; Philodinida; Philodinidae
Source: the annotation of a GenBank genome assembly